CUUUUUAACCAAUCAGAGUUAGCAGGUGCCCGUGACGUAGCCAAAAUGUGACGUCACAAAAGAGGUCAAAAUGGCAGACAAACGGUAAAAAUAUUGUAGACAGCAAAAUAUUUAAGGUAGAGUAUAAAUUUCUUCAAGAUGACGGACCAGAGACCAGUGGCAACAUCAACUCCACAAGGUAUGGUUUCCACACCAUCCCCAAUAGUUGCCACAGCUAAUAAUAUCCGAUCUCCCGGACCCAUACCACAGGUGCAAGUCAUCCCUCAACAGAUGCAUAGUCCUCCGUACGGUCUACCAAACUUCCCGUACAAUCAACAAUUAAUGUUGCAGAAUGCUGCUGUACAAGUAGCAAUGGCUAUGAAUCAGCAGUUAAACAUGGCCGCAGCAAUGCAGGGGAGACCACCCUCAGUCAGUCCAACAUCUCACACCAUUAUGUCACCAUCAGUGUCAAUGGCACAGGGAGGAUGUAAUGUAGUAGUAUCAAGUGCUGGUUCAAACCAGACGAUGACCCUACCAAAGACAUCUUCUAACGGUAAAACACAGACACAGCAGCAGACAAUGGUUGCCAGUAAACCCACCAUGAUGCCUGCUCAAGCUGUUAGUCCACUAGUCUUUGGCAAUUUUGGUGUUUUACAAGGUCCAGUUUCAACAGGUCAAGCUUAUGUUGGACAGUCCAAAGGUCAAACUGUAACAGUAGCUCACCCUGGUCAGCAGCAGCUUCUAAAUUCCCAGGCACCCUUGCGCCUAAACACACAACCACAGCUAGUCAACGCUGGUCAAAUAAUCACAUCGCAACCCAUGUUGACCAAUCAGGCAGUUUUACAAGCAAUGGCUAAUCUACAGCAACAAGGCAUCCCAUUGGGUGCACACCAACAAUUAUUGACCAGUCAUGGCCAAUCACAAGCUAUUUUAGCUGGACAGUCAUUAUAUAUCCGUGCUGCAGGACCAUUUCAAACACCACAGAACCUGAUGACAACCAACAUGCAGAAUUUUGGUGUCGUGAAAACAAAUAAGGUUAUUGAAGUUCAACAAGCCGCACAAGUCAAACCAAAUACGGUAUUAAAGAAUACAACAAUAGCGCCGCCAGGAAAAGCGUUAUUACCCUCUGUGUCAAAAACUGCUAAGAUCCAACCCACACAGGUCAUAGGUCAAACUUCAGCUCAACUCAACAUCCCUUCCGUUCCCAAAACUAAACAUCGGUCAAAAUCAUCAUCUGCUAAGCCGUCUGUUCCUUCCUCCCCAAAUCUCAAAACUGCUCCAGUUACGGCCAUCACAAAAACAACAUCCAAUCCUUUACAAACUAACGGUAAACAGUCAUCUAAGAGUCAGUCGGAUUCCGAGGUCGAAAUGGGUAAAAAACAGCAACCUGUCGCAGCCACGGUAAAAGAACUGGUGAAACCCACCGAUAACAAAACAGAAGAUAGCGAGAAAGAAGAGAAAUCUGGUGAUGUUUUAUUUAACGAGAAGGAGAAAGAUCUGGUGGAGACGUGUGAUGAGAAAUUACCUCCACCACUAGAGAAGCCGGUAGUUGAAAAACAGAGAGCUAUCGUUAAACCUCAUAUAUUAACGCACGUUAUAGAAGGCUUUGUUAUCCAUGAAGGAUAUGAACCAUUCCCGGUUCAGAGGUCAACUCAGAUGUCAGAAUUUAUUCCACCUAAACCAUGUAGAAAUGAUAAAGAAUCAGAAGAUGAUAUGUCUGAAUCAUUUGAUGAAAAUCCUCCACCGUUACUGGAUGCUCAUGAUGCGCUGGUAGGAAAUCGAGAACCUCCAACCUUGAAAUGUGAGUUUUGCGGUAAAACCGAUUUAGCUUUCAAGUUUCGCUGCUCCAAACGAUUCUGUUCCCGAUCCUGUGCUAAACGCUAUAAUGUUGGCUGCUCCAAGAGAAUGGGUAUUUACCCCACUAACAUGGGAGGACGAUAUAUCAGAAAAAGGAAACAUGUACUUGUUAAAAAAGGUUGGAGACCUGGUCGUGGUGGAAGGCUGACUUAUAAUAUUAUGAGGAUGUUACCGAAUGAUGAGGAGAAUAAAAACAAUAAUACUCCUACACAGGUACCAAUAGAUGAAUUUAGUAGUUCUAACAGUAAUCAGGACAGUAGUUCAUCACCCGCUUCACCAGUUAAUCCACAAGAUAUAGAUAUAGAAAUGGAAGAACCUGUUGAACCAGCUACUACAACUAACCCUGCAAGAUGGACGGUAAUGGAGGUGUGCGAUUUUAUCAACAACUUACAAGGAUGUUCUUCAAUAGCUGAAGAGUUCCGUUCGCAGGAGAUUGACGGACAAGCUCUACUUUUGUUAAAUGAGGAUCAUCUAAUGACGGCCAUGAACAUUAAACUGGGGCCAGCCCUUAAAAUAUGUGCUAAAAUAAACUCUUUAAAAGGGUUCGAAUGAACUUGAAAAGUUAUAAAAACAAAAUUUAAAAUGUGUAAACUAGACUUAUAUUUGAAGUUUUUGUAAUUAGCCAUGUAUUUAUUUAAUACAUGUAAAAGGAUACAAGGUGUUACAGAGAAAGGUUUUCAAGUCAUGGUGUUGGGUGGUGAUCAGCAUCUUCAGAUUGAUCGUGUUAGAAUGGUUUUCAAGUUAUGUCGGGGUGAUCAACAUCUUCACCACAGAGUCCAGGUGUUAGAAUGGUUUUCAGGUUAUAAUGAGGUAGUGAUCACCAGAUAAAGGUCAUCUUCACAGAGGCAAGGUGUUAGAAUGGUUUUCAGGUUAUGAUGGAGUGGUGAUCACCAGAUAAAGGCCAUCUUCACAAAGUCAAGUUGAAAGAAAGGUUUUCAAGUUAUGAUAGGGUGGUGAUCACCAGAUAAAAGUCAUCUUCACAGAGUCAAGUGGUUAGAAUAUAUGUCUGAUGCCUGCGAUAGUCAACUUGGUCAUUGUUAUCAUACCAACGUCGGUAAUGACGACCAAGACAAGCCUUAAAUUCAAUGACUAAUAUCUCGGUUCAAUGUGAAGCAAUUUGAUUGAAAUUUUCAGCGUAUUUUGUUUUCAUUAUCUAUUUUUUCACUAUUAUAGCGAGAACUGUCAGCUCUUUAUCUAAUCUUACCUAAUGCCCCUUUAACGUAGCAUAGAAUUCAAAAGAACUGAUAAAUUGACAGGACUCUUAUUCAUGAAAGCGUGAACUAAAAUAUUUUAAGUAUCCAGCCAUUUCAUUGGUUGAGAAUUUUAAAUCCUCGGACAAAUUUUAUCUCCAGGCCAAUGAAAGGCUAGGAUUUUUUAAAUAUUUUAGUUGUUUAUAUUAAAUGAGACUCAAGAUCUUACUUUUGAAAAGAGGGUUAAAAGAAAAAGUUUGCAUAUUUAGUUGUUAGAUUUUAAUAGCUAUAUACCAAAGCUUCAUUAAAUCAUCAUUCAUUUAUUAUUUAUUGUGUCUAUAGUGUACGAGACAUAGCCAUUGAUUUACAGCAAUCCCUGAUAUUUAGUUUGUUAAUUUCAAUGUAACCUACCUUGAUGGCCAAUCUGAUUAAAACACAGAUCCUAUUUCGUUACGUUUUUUAUAGUUCAAAAUUUCGUUUUACAAGUCUUUACUACACUAGGAUCUGGCAGAGUUGUUAUCAUUGACGUGUUCUGAAUGGUGUGAGGGCCUAGCCAAUGAAACUGUUUGUUACGACGAGCUUUAGGCUUGUUUUGCUGUGGGUAAUCCACUAGUAACAUCAAUGCUGGUUUGUCUGACAUCAUAGGGUCAAAAGCAUCUGACGCGACCUAUCGUUACAACUUGUCAGAUCUUCAUGUAGUGUAGCCCAUAGAAAGUAAAAACUGAAACGAAAUAUAGAUCUGUACUUUAAUUUGAUUGCCUUGAUGGAUAUAUGGGUUUAAAUUUUAUAUUGCAAAAUCUCCCGUCAAAAGGCAAAACCUGGUAACUCACUUUUUUCUUAUUUUGAGAAAACAAAGGAAAACGUAAUGAAUGAAUAUUAAACCCCAGCUCAUCCAUUGAUUUGACUAUUGAGUUACUAGGUUUUGCUGUGGUAUACUAGGCAAAUGAAGGAAGUUGCUAAGUUGUGUCAUGGGUGUAACUGCUUACAAAAUCAAAAGAUUGGAAUAUCUACAUGUAGUACAACAACAGGAAGCACAUACCCUAGUAACUACAAAUUUGGUCCUAAGUCAAUUUUGAUAAAAAAAAAAAGUGAGUUACUAGGUUUUGCCUUUUGACGGGAGUAAUGUCACUUGUAAAUAAUUUAACAAGUUGUGUAUAGAAACAUGUAUAUCUUUCAUCAUUGCGCAGUAACCCAAACCCUGGGAUAUGAAAAAUCUGUGUGAUUUUUUGGGGUAAUGUCUGCAGGACCGGCCUGGACAGCAUCAUUAUGAUUGAUCAAAAAAACAAUAUACAAAUUAUUACCAGUGCAUGUAAAGAUCUCUUGGCAGUUAGAAUUUGAAAGUGAUGGCCUCUCUCUCUCUCUCUCUCUCUCUCUCUCUCUCUCUCUCUGAUGGAGUUUAAUAUCUUAACACAAGAUUCCUGCCUUAUUGAGACUAACACAUGGUAAUUUCAAUGGUUAUAUGUAGAGGAAAGAGAAUUUUGCCAAGGCAUCAGCUAUGCUUCCUGUCAAAGGUUGUUUUACAUCUUGGUAUUUCAACUCUCAUCAAUGUGUAAUUAAAACAAACCUAUUUUAUAAUUGAAAGUAUGUAAUAUAUAAGGUUGUAUUGUUGUUGUUGUAUGUUGUUAUUGAAAAUAUAUCUGGGAUUAAUUUAAAACAAUUACAGCAUGAUUGAAUUAUUUUAAUGAACGGAUUUUAAAGGUCACUUUUCUCCUUUUAUCACAAUCUGUUAAUAUAAAUAGUUUUUUUUAUUAGAAACUUAGAAUUUUUGACAAGCCAAUUCUAUUUAUGUAUUGUAUCUUCUGAAAUUGAUCCUUAUAUUUGACAACCAAGAUCGUUGCCACUGAUCUGUUAUAAAUGCAUGCAUGUAUGG
Patella vulgata (common limpet) is the source of this 4896-nucleotide messenger RNA. Its product is annotated as polyhomeotic-like protein 2. Gene Ontology annotation, molecular function: protein binding; zinc ion binding. The transcript has 12 exons. The record is from RefSeq and is a predicted model, not a curated record. Lineage: Eukaryota; Metazoa; Mollusca; Gastropoda; Patellidae. Bases 139 to 2388 code for a protein of 749 amino acids. Gene Ontology annotation, cellular component: nucleus; PRC1 complex.